GAGACAUGGCGAUCUCCUAUGUGCAUGUGUUCAUCUCUUUAAGUCAGUAGGCAAAUUUACCUACUGGACUGUGAAAAAUGAACGCCUGAGCAUUGCAGCAUUCAUUUGUUGGUUCGACGGCUUCGUCUGUAACCUCUAUGAAGGCGUUGGAUCGCUUUGUGCAAUCCCCUACCAGCGAUUUGCGUCUCAGUGACGUCCUUGAAUCCAUCCAGAGUGCAGACCCUGAAAAUGCUGGUGCUGUGUCAGAUACAUCAGAGUCAACUACAAGGUUCUACAGCACAUCUGCAGCAACAACUUCACGUGCAAUGAAUAAUCAAAUUCCUAAGAACGGACCAUAUGUCCGUAUUGUGGAGCAGCCAGCUCCCAAAGAACAUAGAUUCCGCUACAAAUGUGAAGGGAGAUCUGCUGGCAGCAUCCCUGGCAUCAAUAGCACUGAAGAAAAUAAAACCUAUCCAACAAUUGAGGUGGUGGGCCAUAAAGGAAGGGCAAUUGCAGUGGUAUCCUGUGUGACCAAGGAUGGACCUCCCUACCGGCCCCAUCCCCACAGCCUUGUGGGAAGGGAAGGUUGCAAAAAAGGAAUUUGCACCAUGCCUGUGGACCCCAACACUAUGAGAUUAGUUUUCCAAAGCCUUGGUGUUCAGUGUGCAAAGAAAAGAGACAUUGAUCAGGAACUCAAACUAAGGGAGGAAAUUCGAGUUGACCCUUUCCAGACUGGUUUUGGUCACAAGUCCCAGCCAGGCUCCAUUGAUCUGAGCUGCGUUCGCCUGUGCUUCCAAGUCUUCUUGGAAUCAGAGAAGAAUAAGUACCCCAUUCAGCUGGAGCCAGUGGUGUCAGAUCCUAUCUAUGGUAACAAAUCCGUGAAAGAUCUCUUCAUUUAUCGACUGUCGCACUAUAACAGCUCAGUGGCUGGAGGCAGGGAAAUGAUUAUCCUUUGUGAAAAAGUCAACAAAGAUGACAUUGCUGUGAAGUUCUUUGAGAAGAACAAAGCCAAUGAGGUGGUAUGGGAAGCUUAUGGUGACUUUCAGGCUUCAGAUGUUCACAAACAAUAUGCCAUCAUCCUUCGAACUCCCCGGUAUAAAAGUCUCGAGGUAAAGGACUUGGUGCUGUGUCAGAUUCAGUUGGAGAGGCCAAGUGAUGGGGAACACAGUGAACCACGAGACUUCCAAUAUCUUCCCCUCAAUGCAGGUAUCAACUGUCCACAUUCUCUUUCUCGCAAUCCUCUCCUCAGCAAGGCAUCAUCUUCGUCUACACACGACAUGUUCCGGCGCAUCCUCGCGGCUGACUCAGGCUUUCUUGUCAACAAUAUACGUUUUCUGUCUGAUGACAAGCCUGAAGGGCAAGGAACAUCAUCACACUCAGGAAUUGAGCAGUACUUUGAUACUCUUCGUUCAUACACGAAGGAGAUGAAAGCUGACCUGAAGGAUGUUGUAGGGGACCUGGAUUUGGUUCCGCAAGGGAGUCAACAAGGUGAUUCACCUCCUCCUCUCCCACCCAAGAGGCUUAAAAGACUACGAUCUGGACUGCCAAUUUCCAACACUGAAUCAAGUGGGGAUCCACUCCUCUAUCAUCAUCCUGCUCCACCUGAGUUUUUUGAUGAUGAUGAGAAGCUAGCCCUCUACACUGAUCAGGCCCCUCUUGCCAACAUGUCUGAAUUGGAUGACCUGGAGACACUUUCAUUAUACUCCCAGAUCCAUGACCCAAAUGGGAACUUGUCAACAAGUGUCCCUGAUGCAUAUACUGAACAGAGGACCAUGAUUGCCAAUAAUGAUAAUAAUAAGAAUAAUAACAAUGUUGAUGAGACAACAUCAAUAUACUCAUUUAUUACUGACCCUGAUUAUGUCCCCUUACCUGUUCUGGAUCUGUUUUGGUGUCUUGCAUUCAUUGCCUUAGAAUGGUGUGACCAGUGCAGGGAGGGAGGGAGAAAGAAGAAAAUUCCCAGGUUUUCACCCAAUCAUGAAUUGAACCAGUACCUAAGAGAAGCUGCCCCUCAGAGUAGUGUGUCAUACAGACUUUUUAUUGUCUUGGAUUAUGCAACCCAACCAUUGAGACUUCUUGAUAUUUCCCUUGGAGAGCAAGAGAUGGAAGCUGUAGUACAGAUUGGAGAUCUCCACUUGGAUGCAUCAUCCUUACUGGAUCACCUUACAGUGGCCCCCCCAAGCAGUCGUCCCAUGAAACAUGUCACACGCAAGCCUCGUGGCCGUACCCAAUCCUCUUCUGUUGCAGGUUCUGUUUCUCCAUCUCAUUGCCUUGGAGCUGUGUCUCCAUCUCUUCCACUUGAAGCCAUAUCUCCAUCUACCCCAGAAAGAGGAAUGUCUCCCUCACAUAUGGGAGCAGCCUAUAUCCCACCAGGCACUACACCGACUUUCACGCCUUCCUUACAAGACUCUCUGGCUCCACAUCUGUUGAGGAACACACGGUCUUUAUCAGGUGGAAGUGUGGUGAAGAUGGAGGAACCAAUGAGUGUAGCACCAAGCAUUCCAUACUCAAUUAACCUUCGGCCUAUUAUGCCAGUGGAAUUGGGAACCACUUCCAAUCAGGGGGAAACUGAGCAGAAUAUUUUGGACAUGGACAGUCGAGAGCUCAUUGGACAGUCCACCACCAUGGACCUUGCAUAUUAUCUCAACAUUUCUGGGGAACUGUCUGGUGUUUUGUCCAUGGAACAGAUGCCUGGAGGAGGUGCACCAAUGAAUCAUGGUACAACAGGAGAGAGAAUGACUGAGAGCAUGGAACUCAUCUCCUCCCUGUCAAUCAGCAGUCCAGAAGAGAAUCCACCCAUCUCUUGAGUGAAUCUCUUCUUUUCCUUUUUUAUGCAAAAGAGAACUUGUGCUUCUUUCUAACACAGUGCUUGGUCAUAUUGUUCUUAAUUUUUUCUGUUUCCUUCUGAUGCUUCAUAUGGUUAAUAUUCUUCCUGAUGUGCUUGGAGAUGAUGUGGAGUUUGCAUUUCUGUGAGUACUGUACAACACAUUCCAUGUUGUUGUGAUGUGUUCUUCACGGUGAAAGAUAUUCUUGCGCAAUAAAAGAUAGUUCAUGUUUCAAA
This is a messenger RNA of Darwinula stevensoni, 3037 nucleotides long. The record is from the annotation of a GenBank genome assembly. Lineage: Eukaryota; Metazoa; Arthropoda; Ostracoda; Podocopida; Darwinulidae.